AUGAUAUUACUCCCUUGGGAUCAUCCCCAACGAAUACUGGUGCUGGAAGCCCAUUGUGUGAUAAAAACGGGGUCUCCCGCGCUUCUGACGUUGAAGUUCGGUUCGGUGCUGCGUCCCGAGGCCAAUUCAAUUGCACUCGACGACCACAUCUUCGUCGACGAUGCCAACUACAGCUCCGUGUUGGCCACUGCCGUGGGGGUAUCCAUGCCGCCACUGUACGUGUCGCAAAUCAAGCUCGCAGACGCUACCAAGUUGGCGGCGGUGGUCCGGGGCCUCCGACACGUGGAUGCGUGCCUGGCGCCGUGGAUCGCUACGCAGUAUGUUGAUGGAAACUGA
Messenger RNA from Aphanomyces astaci, 336 nucleotides. RefSeq lists its product as hypothetical. NCBI's taxonomy places the organism in Eukaryota, Oomycota, Saprolegniomycetes, Saprolegniales, Verrucalvaceae. The transcript is spliced from 2 exons. Bases 1 to 336 code for a protein of 111 amino acids. The record is from RefSeq and is a predicted model, not a curated record.